ACUUGUGAAUACAAAUGAAACAAAAUGCAUUUCUUUUUCAGAAAGUAACCGUCGAAACACUUCAGCGAAAUGGAAAUCAUGCUAGUUACAGUCAAUCAGUUUUAUCUGUGUACAACUCAAACCAAGAGAUUUGGGAUGAGUUAAUGUAAUUUGACUUAAAGAAUUGAAAGCCAGUCAAGGAUUCACCGUGUUCUAAUCAGGAUAUGACUAGUUGUUGAGACCAGGAACCAAAAAGGGAAGAAAUCUUUGAGUCUCUGUUCUGCUAUCCUACCCAGGAUAAUAUAAACUGCUUGUAGAUUAAAUGGGACAUUAGCAUAUGCCUUUAGAUGAGCAUUAUUCUGCAGUUUAUUUAACAAAACUAUGUUGAUGAUGUAGUUAUUAUACACUGCCCAUCCAAAAAAUAAGUUGCACACUCUAAUAUUUCAUUGGACCCCCUCUAACUCUGAGAACGACACACAUUCACUGUGGCAUCGUUUUGAUAAGCUUCUGCAAUAUCACAGCAUUUAUUUCUGUCCAGAGUUGCAUUAGCUUUCUACCAAGAUCUUAUAUUGAUGAUGGGAGAUUCAGACAAAGUCUUCUCCAGAACAUCCCAAAGAUUCUCAGUGGGGCUGAGGUCUGGACUCUGUGGAGGACAAUCCAUCUCAUGCUCCCUGAUCCACUCAUUCUCUAUGUGACCCCAUGAAUCCUGGCAUCAUCAUCUUGGAACAUGUCCAUGAACAUCAGGGAAGAAAAACUCCACUGAUGGAAAGACCUGGUCCUUCAGUAUCUUCAGGUAGUCAGCUGACCUGUUCUACUGAGUUCUACUGUUGAUUUCCUACCAUCAUCUAAGAGUUUGUUCUGACCACAGAUGAUGGUUCUCCACUAUCCUUCAGGUUUUAAUAAUGUGUUGGAUGGUUCUUAACCUGAUUUCAGUAGUUUCAGAAAUCUCCUUAGUUGUUUUCUUUGCUUGAUGCAGGCCAAUAAUUUGACCCUUCUGAGAGAUUAACAUCCUUUCCAUGACCACAGGAAAUGUUUUCCAACAUGUUGUUUAAGAAAUGAGAAGCUCCUCACUGCAUCAGCUAGAGUUAAAUAAGUUGUUGCAGCUGAAACGUAUUCAUCACUGCAGUAAUUAUCCAAUGGAAGGGUCUUAUCUAUUUUCUUAAAUAAAUCAAAAUGGAAACUUUUUUUUUGGACAGGCGGUGUAUAUGCUUCUACAAAACACAACUUGUGUUUUUUAAAAUAGGAAUUGUGGCACUAUUUGUACAGUGGUGGUGUUUUUACUCUCCACAGUACAGAGGUGUAUUCAGUGUUGGGUCGUUUUAGCUCAUCAGUUUUUUAGAAUAAUUUCUGCUUUACAGUUGAUUUGCCAUCUGACAUUUUUAAAGCAUAAAAUAUUAAUAUUUAUGAGAGUAUGUGUGUCUUUUUAGCUUUAUAUAUGAAAUACUUUCAGAGAUACAUUUUCUUUCAAAUGAGCAUGAAAACGAUUCUAUAAGAAGUUUUUAAAAAGUAAGAUUUUCUUAGUUGUAUAUGAAGAACCAUUUUGAAACUCUGUUUUUUAUGCGGAUCAGAUUAUCUACCAAUAUUUGUGUUUUUGUCAAACCUGCUCAGUCAGUUCUUUCUUCAUUUUUUGACCAAGUAUUUAAUAUUAAAAAGUAUUCCAUAUAACUGCAUAUGGUUCAGAAAAUACCUCUACAUUAUACUUUUUUUUUUAUCGUUGUGAGCUCAAAGAUGGGACUUUUCAUGAUGGCUUUAAUUUUUAAAAAAUUCUUCGUCACUGAUAAUCAAAGAUUUUCUGAUCUACUUGUCCAAUAUUGCAAAUUCUGAAUCAAUGACAUGAUGAGAAAUAACAGAAUAUUUCAGGUUUUUAUCUUUAAUACUUCCUGAGAUGUUGUUGUUCAAACAGUCUCAAGUUUCCAGGUUCAGGAAAAUGUGCUGGAAGUAGGUUGAUGGGCAUUUUUAGGAAAAAAUGACCACAGAUGCCAAUUUAAAUUCAGGAUAAAAUUUGAAGCAUAUCAGAGAUUGCUGACUGAUAAUUAGAGAUGGAAUAACCCUGUUUUUCUCUGGGUAGCAUUAAAACUUCAUGUCCAGCUGUCGUGACAUUUUUUGUUUCACUUCCUGAUUGAUGCCAAGUAUAGCUUAACAUUUCUGUAAUGUGGAGAUAAACAGCACUGUGCUGCUCAAACUGAUGACUUCUGCUUUUUUUUUUCUGCCUUGCUAUUUCCAUACCCUGACUAUUGACCCCAUCAGUCAGACUCACUGUCCUUUAAUACAUAAAAUCCUCUUUCUGUUUGCAGAUCGGUACACAGUUAAACAAUCCUAAUCCUGCAAAGCUCUUUUCUUUUAAAUGCACAUUAUAAUAGCACUGAAGGAGCUCCCAGAAACUUGUUUUGUUUCACCCUUUAAUUGUUCUCUAAACUCCAGGGGCUUUGUGGUUUUUGUUCUCUGUUGCAUAGCUGCUUAGAUGCUCAAUGCAGUUUUCUUCAUCAGUGAUUCAUAACUAACACAAUGGACCUCAGCUAAAGAAAUAAACUUUCUCUCCUGAAUCACUGUGACUUUAAGAGCUCUGUUAAAAAUAGUGAGACAUUUAGAGCCUCUACUUUUGAAUGCAGCCUCAUAUUCUAGUGUUACUGCCCCUUUUAAUGUUGCUCUGCUUUGGGAGGAGCUUUCAUUGGUGCUUGCAUUUCCCCAAAACCGAAACCUGAAAAGCUGAGCAGUGGAGCAGCAGCAACAUUCCAGAGAUCAUCGGAGUUCAUGAAGUCUUUUUCCAUGUUUGACUGCAGUCCAGAGCACAGAAGAUGUGUGACUGUUACAGGGGCUGCAUAGCGGCUCGGUGGUUUCCACUGUUGCAUCAUAACUAGAAGAUCUCCGGUUUGCGCUCCAGCCCAGGAUCUUUCUGCAUGGAGUCUGCAUGUUCUUCCUGUGCAUGGAUGGAAGAUGAUGAUCAGUAAAUGCCAAGACUGGUAAUGUGACAAAAGGAGGAAGGACAUCAUGGCUGACCAACCUGAGCAGUCACCCAAGAACUGGAGUGAAACUCAUGUAAGCACCUGGCUACGAUCCAUUGGGGUAAAGGAGCCAUACAUAGAAAAGCUCUAUGAAGAAGAAGUAGAUGGACAAAUCCUCCUCACGCUGAAUGAGGACUUUUUGAAAUCAAAGAUUUCCAUGAAAUCUGGUCCCGCUCAUUUGAUUAUUCAAAAACGAGAUGAGCUUCUCAAGGAUCAGCAAAAGAGUCAGGAGAAGAAAAAGCCCUCUAGUGGGAAAAAAACUGAGGUGGAGCAGAAGAGCAGUCAGAAAUCAGUUCCUGCAACAAGCGAAGAUCCUCCAACACAGACCCCUGUCAGCAAUCAGGAAGUCUUUGAGAAGAAAAAAUGCAAUCUGAUUUCAAAGGAAGACUGCAAACCCCGACCAUUUGAUAAAGAAGGGAUUGAUUUCAUAUAUGUAAAGCACAGAGUCCUGCAGCCGGAAUCUGGUGCUUUUAAUCUGACAUCUCCAUGCCAUGAAUUUAAAUCUCUUUCAGUAGCUGCUUCGUUGGACCGCACAAGACUCCAAGCUAAGUUCGCCAAAGAGGUUCUAAAAUUUGCGACUGGCUGUAUGAAUAUCAGAUCCAAUGGUACAAUACACUUUGGUGUGAUGGACAGCAAGGAGGAUGCAGAAUAUGUGCACGGUGAGAUAACUGGUGUCCCAGUGAAAGAGAAGGACAUUUAUGUUGAUGCUUUGGACUACAUUGAGAGGUGCUUCUCCUCUGACAAGGAGCAUGUACGCCAGUGUGUGCGACCACCAAGGUUCAUUGAGGUUAUGGAUCAAAGUGAAGAGAAGAGGUAUGUGGUGGAGGUUGACAUUGUGCCCUCACUCAGUAUUGUUAGGGGAAAGGUGUAUGCAGUCCGUUUGCCAAAUUUCAAAGAGUCAACCAACAAAGUAGAAUUUGAGAAAGAAGUGAUUCUGCGAAGGGUGGGUUCAAAAACAGAACCAGUGAGCGACAAAGAUUUAAGUGAUUUUUACCAGCGAGUCAAAGAUCGGGAUGCUCAAAGAGAUGAAGCAGAGAAAAAUCAGUUCCUGAGCGCUCCUGGGAUCUGCCAAGACCUCGGAAGGAAGCUAACAAUGCUAAUGACAAGUGGAAAGAAAUUCAUCGAAACAGAAAAAUGGUUCAUACUCGUCACCAACAAAUUCAAGCCUGAUGACCUCUGCAACAUUGACUGGCUGCUUAACAUGAACAUAUUCUGCGUGUUUGAUUUUGAUCCAGACUCAAAGAUAUCAGGUCUCUGCAGUAAAUACCUUCAGCAUCAUGCUGCCAACAUGCAUUUUCUGCAGAGCUACAGGAUAUCUGGCGGCACAACCAUCAAGGAAUUCACAAGCCACUUGCAUCUGUUUGAUCAAACUAGUUGGAUCUUCUGUAAUGGCCGCACUGACUUCAAAGGAAACGAAACUCCGUGUGAUGAGAUGACUUGGAUCAAGACCAAGAUGACGCUCCUGCGGGAAUCUGUGUCUUUAAUCUGUAAACAAAUCUUGCCAAAAGGCACAUUCCAGGUCAUUUUUCUUGUCACGUCACCAGUUGAGAAACCACUCUUGCACACCUUUUAUGAGUUUUUCACAGACAUGGAAGGCCAUGAAGACAUCAUCUGUAUCUGCGAGUCAGAGAAAAACUUCCAGAAAUGGCAAAGCUUUGCAGAAGGUUCAUGUGGAAAAGAAACUGUCGACAAUUCCAGUGUUGUUGGGAUGAAAAUGAGUCACAUUAAUGCAACUCUGCAGCAUGUACAACCCAUGAAAGCAUGUGCCAGCAAGCACUUGCCAGUCUUUGUGAAAGGGAAAUGUCUGCUUGAGACAAACGAAGAGGAACAGAUGUAUUCUCUGGAAAUCCUGACUGUCAACCACUGUGAUGAAACAAGCAAAGACUUCAUCGAUGAGGAGAAAGCAAACAUUGAAAGCCAGUUCCUCCGUGGUGGGGGAGUGACCUGGUUGAACUUCUGGCUUGCUGAGCACAAGUAUGUUGGAGAGGUAGUUGAAAGAGAUGCCUAUCAUGAAACAUCCAGACUUCUCAAAGAUGCUUUGAAAAAUUAUGCAGAUCAGACUCCAGUGAAUAUUAUAAACAUCUACCAUCACCCAGGAAGUGGUGGGAGCACAGUGGCAAGACAAGUGCUGUGGAACAACAGGGAAGAUCUGAGGUGUGCAGUUGUGAAGCCUUCACACUCAGCUGCUGUUGUUGCUCAACAUGCAGUUGAACUAAGACAAUAUGAAGAAACAGAUCCACAGUGGUGUCUUCCUGUGCUGCUUCUCAUUGAAGACUCAGACAAAGAAUAUCUAGAUGAUCUCAGGAAUGAACUAGAGGUUGCCAUUAACAGCAAACAAAUCCAGUAUGGAACUCUGUGUUUCAUCUUGUUGAGCUGCAGACGUUCCCAUGAUCCAGAGACAAGAUGCAACGAGUCUCCAUUAAAGAAUGUGGCUGUCACUCAUAAACUGUCUGCUCAAGAGAAGAGAAAGUUUGCAGGAAAACGAAAGGAACUUGAGGAACUCGGAUAUGAGCCUGAAUUCAUCCUGACGUUUGUUUUGAUGAGUCAAGAAUUCUCUGUAGAUUACGUCCGACAGUUUGUGAAACAUUUGCUCCAAGACAUUGACCACCGAUCUGUCGUCACUCGCCUCAUGCACUACGUGGCCUUGCUGAACACGUAUGUUCAAAACUCCUUCAUCUCUCAGUCCCACUGUGAAGCUUUGCUGGACUUAACCAUUCGGUUGGAGAGGUUUCGCCAGCAUACUUUUGAGAAAUCACUCAGUGAUCAGGCCAAACUAGUCUUCUUACACCUCAGAGAUGAGAAGACGCACAUUAAAUCAAUCAGAAUCAUCCACCCUCUGGUUGCAAAAGAAAUUCUCCAGCAACUUUGUGGAACCCAGCAGACCCAAAGCACUUUGGCGAUGAACUUGCUCUGUGAGAAUGUGCUUUUCGAGCACAGAUUUGGAAGAGAUGAGUAUCUGACAUUCUUGAGACAUCUUUUUCUAAGGCGAGCCAGAAUCAGCAAAGGGGAUGAAUAUGAUAGUUUCUUCUCUCCUCUCAUUGAUCAUGUGCGUGAAAAUGAGAAAAGCCCAGGCACAGCAAUAGAGCUACUCAAGGAGGCAUUCGAACGUUUCCACAAAGAUCCAUUCUUUGCACAACAACUUGCUCGUCUUCUUUAUACUUACGAAAAGUUUGAAGAGGCAAAACACUGGGCAGAAACAGCAGCUAAACAGCUGCCCAACAACUCCUACAUCCUCGACACAAAAGGGCAGGUCUACAGGAAAUGGUUCCAGGCCAAAUGCAAGGCCAUUGACAACAUGCCAAAGACACCCCAAAACACAGCUCAUGCUGUGGAGACUGCACUGAAAGCCCUGGAGUGUUUUCAAGAAUGUGAGAGAGCAGCUGACGCUGAUAUGGAGAACAUGAAUAGUUCAGGUUACUUCUCUGAAGUUGAGGUUGGGUGCAGCCUGCUCAAACUGAUCUCCUCAUUGCAAGUGUUUGCAAACAGAGUCAAUGGCCAUUCUGAAUGCAUGAAGUACCUGUUAACUGAUUACAUUCCUGAGGAAGUUGAAGAUGCCUGGCAACCAUUUCAUGACCGUUUGAAAAAACUUCACAGGACGAUGCAAGAUGCUUUGGAAUGGAUCUCAGAGGACCUCAGUUACUGGCAGACAGACAUUGGUGAAGAUGAAGAAGAGACACCUGAAAGACCAGAAGAGAAGAUAUGCCAUCCGCUGACAUGGUUGACUAAAAAAUCUUCUGAGUACGGGAAGUACUUCAGUGAAGCAUAUUCUACUGCACUUCUACAACAGGGGAAAUCCAUCCCAGCCAACCUAACUCCUUUCCAGAAACGCAUGAUCAUCUACCAUCUUGGUGGUGGAAACAUCAUAUCCAUCCUCUCCAAGCUGACUGACCAAAGUAACGGAGUAGGACUCUUAGAGGGUAUCCUUUCUCUCUACCCCAGCAAUCCAAUAAAAGCCAAAUUUGGUCAAAGGGAUAUCAUCAAUUACAUCGUGUCCCACAUCUCUCUAUACUGUCUAUCACCUCAAACUCCAAAGGUAGCUCCUCUGAAAGAUCUGCAGGCACUCUGCUGUCAGUUCCCAUCUGAUAAAAGGAGAUGUUUGCCAAGUGCCCUGUUCUUACUCACUUUGCUCUUCUGGCCAGAAGAUUAUGACUCAGACCGAGAAAAAGAAAGCAAAUAUGAAAUUGUGCAGUCGGCUGUGGAACACCUGGAAAAAGGUUACUGGACCAAGAUGAAAGACAUUCCUCAGCGGAAGAGAAGGAUUUACACCCAUUUUUUCCUGGGAAAUGGAACUGGGUUGGAUAAAUUUGUCCACAAGAGAAAGUUUCAAAGAAUCACAAAGGGGUUCUCAGUCUCUGAGAAACGCAUGAAGUGGUUUCGGGGUGAAGCUCUGAAGAUGCCUGAGAUCACUGUGAUGCUGAAACGUGUUUCCGGAUGGACUGAAGAUGGAGUGGUGUACCUGGAAGGCCCUCAGAAGAAGAAGUUCAGUAUCCUGCCUAUUUACGUACCCUCAGUGCCUCAUAGUAAUGAAAACAUCACCUUUAACGUGGGGUUCACCUUUAGAGGCCCAGUGGCCUGCAACAUCAUCGUGAAUGAGUAGUCUCUGUUUGCAGAAUGACUGCAUGUCGGCUAGCUGCAGCUCAGUCCCAAUGUGCAUCUUAUCACCAGGAACAGGAAGAGAUUACAAAUAUCAACCCAGACCAUAUGUCAUUUUGUCAUUCAGGCAAAUAUUUUUAAAAGGAAAAACUAAAAUGUUGGAGCAUGUUUUGUGAUGUGAAUAUGUGGACACUGCACUGCUUUGUAAGCAGUGAGAUGGUUGGAAAUUUAUAUUUGUCAGUUUUUUCUUUCAAUUUAUGUGUGGUUUUUAAGUGAGCUUGAAUGUAAAAAGUUACAGACCACAGUUAUUGAGUAUUUACAGUUAUAUUUGCCUGGCCUAUGAACAAAUAAGUAACCAUUUAAAUGUAUUUUUACUGCUCUACAGCUCAAAUGAAAACUUUUAAGUGCCCGUUUACAUUUGUUACUAGAAUGCCUUUUUUUUUUUUUUUUAAAUCAGAUUGUAUUUUCACUUUAGACAGACUGCAUUUAUAACGCACCUUGAAAACAUGCUUGGACUUUGCUAACUUGUUCACAUUCUCAGAAAACUGAAUGCUGCUAAACAGAAAAACAAAAACUUCCAACUAGCAUCAAGAAAAGCAGCUUCUGUCUGAAUGUGUGACUUGACUUUUGUAUUUUCAAGGAUAAAUUGGGGAAGCAAUGAAUUAAAUGCAAAUGUUUUUAAAAAUAGAAAUAAUAACAGUGUGUAUCUGUGUUGUACAACAUAUUGAGCCAAAGAGCAUAGUUGGUAUAUAUGAGUAUAUGUACAGUAUGUGUAUACUAGCACAUACUGAUCUGCAGCAGUGUGUUGUACAUCUGAUAUCCUGAUUCUCUUAACACGGUGGCAUGUGCACGCGCAGCAGCUCAGUACUCUCAGCUUUGCUGCAUAUGUGUAUUUUAUUACUUUUAAUGUAUUUUUACUAUUUUUUAAUGCACUGUAUGUUUUACUGUCCACGUCUUUUAAUGUUGACUUUUAAGCCAGUGCUACCAAAAAGAAAUUUGUUAUGUGGCUGGUCAAAACUAAUUGCAUAGUGACAGUAAGGAUUCUUGGUUUGACUUGUAAACAGAAAUAUGUUGAAAAGUGUUUUUAUAGCUUAUGAACAUGCUUCAUGCAAACUUUGAGAAUAUAUUUGUUUUGAGAUAAAGCUGCAAAUGAAACCUU
Amphiprion ocellaris (clown anemonefish) is the source of this 8733-nucleotide messenger RNA. It is a transcript of the gene samd9l, whose product is annotated as sterile alpha motif domain containing 9 like. NCBI's taxonomy places the organism in Eukaryota, Metazoa, Chordata, Actinopteri, Pomacentridae. Gene Ontology annotation, molecular function: protein binding. The coding region runs from base 2968 to 7578 and encodes 1536 amino acids. The transcript has 4 exons. Gene Ontology annotation, cellular component: cytoplasm. The record is from RefSeq and is a predicted model, not a curated record.